AUGUUCUCGUUGCCGGUAUUCCCUCGAGAGGGUUGGAGACGUACCGGUGCUAUCAACGUUACGCUAGCCUAUAUAUACGGCCUCAUAUUGUUGAUUUGUUUCAUUGUUAGCAUGUCUCGUCCUGAUUCUUACUUCGACAAAGCAACCAUAAUAUUUGAAGGGGAUUGCACUAGAUCAAAAACAAUCAACCUCGUCCUCCAUCUAGUCCUUAACAUACUUUCAACCGCCAUCCUUGCGUCGUCAAAUUUCUUCAUGCAAGUACUGAGUUCACCCUCUCGUCAAGAAAUUGACAAAGCUCACUUAUGGCUCCGCUCAGUUGAUAUCGGAACUCCAUCUCUCAGCAAUUGGCGCCGAGUAUCUCCCUUCAAGUUCGCCGGUUGCCUUGUUCUCUUCAUUAGCUCCGUCCCCAUACAUUUGUUUUUCAACAGUACCAUCUACGAAACUAUCUGGGAGGAGUCCCAUUGGCACUUGGUAAUUACAACCAAAGCCUUCACUCAGAAUGCUACCUUCUAUCCACCAGGUGCAAGCCUCACGCCAGCUGGGUAUUUAAACCCCAUAGAUAUUGGAUCAGACUAUCUCCCGGGGUAUGGGGAAUACGUCCCACUCGAAGACUACUGGAAUACCUCGUCGGAAGUUAUCUACAACAUCACUUCAAUCGCAAAUGAGUCUCCUACCUGGACACAGCUUGAUGUUGUCGAGUGCAAAAGCGAAUACGAAGGCUGUAAUCAGAGGAAGAACUACGGCGAUGUGGUCAUUAUCGUCGAAGGUAGCCCCAGCAACCCGGCGGGUUGGACGAGAAAUCAGGUGUACCAUCCUAACUCGUCGAGUAACCUGUCAUCUCAGUGGGACAGGCAUAUCCCUCCUGAAAGUAUAAAUUCACUGUAUGGUAGUGAGUGUGGAAACACAUGUUUCUCAGUACUUGGAAUACAAUUAAGGGAAAUCUUCUUCCCUCCGGAGCUAUCUCAAACAAAUUGGACUUUGAAUCUUAUCCCAUCCAUACUGAAUAUAACGACAGAAGGACGUUCAUUAGGAUAUAAUGACGAGUUCAGCAGAAGCCUCAUUGUCCGGUCCUGCCUAGCUAAACGAUUCAGCGAAGAAUGCAAGGUUGGCUUAUCAAACUCUUUAUUGCUUAUCGUAAUAAUAUGCGUCGUUAUUAAAGCGAUAACAUGCAAUUUAACCAUCUGGAAGUUUCCAGUUGCGUCUCUUGUCACUUUGGGGGAUGCAAUCCAAUCUUUCGUCACUAUUCCGGAUCCGACGACUAAAGGCCUGGGGAGCCUCGAUAUCGACGAUAGCCAAAGGUUUCAGCGUACAAUGCAAUUUGGACGGCGUAUAAAAUGGACGCCUCAUGAUGACCCCGAACUAACGCCUAAUAUACGUCCACGAAAAUGGGAGAGGAAAACAUAUCGACUCAUGUCCGCCGUGGCAAGAACUGCAUGGGUCAGGGCAUAUGCCCCUUUUCUCACAGCAAUGGCUUUGCUAUCUGCUGCGCUUAGUUGCGCAGCCAUUUCAAGUCAGGGGAACUUCAGCAUAGCGACCUUCAAUCGAGUAGAGACUAAUGUAACUAAUAUGGGAGGAUCGAAUCUAGGAUACAUUGGUGCACUUCUCUUCGCCAACACGCCACAACUCUUACUGUCUUUCUGCUACUUUAACUAUAACUCGCUAGUGACGCGUUUCUGUAUUGAGCGAGAAUGGAAUUCGUUAGGCUUGUCUUACAAGCCUCUUCGUGUCUCGUAUCCUAUCGGCGAGCAAAUCUCUAGUUAUCGCCUGGAGCUGCCCUAUAAAUAUAGUAUACCACUAACCGGCAUCAGUAUUAUUCUGCAUUGGCUCUUAUCCAAUGCAGUAUAUUUAUUCGUUUUUGAUGGCGGUUAUAUUGGAUGGAAUUCUGGCCUUGCUAAUUUGAAUGACCAAUUUCGAGUUUCAAAUGAAUCACUAAUUUCACUUGGCUAUUCGCCAUCCGCCUUGUUGAUCUUUUCGAUUCUCUGUUUCAUUGCGCUUUGUUUGCCGAUUCUUUUCGGGUUCUACAAGCUUAAGGGCGAUAUAGUUGCUGGAGGCUCGAACUCACUAGUAUUGUCUGCAUGUCAUGUAUACAGGCAACCAUCCGACGGGGUCCAGGCGAACAAGCGCCACGCGAGGAACAUAGUAAGUAAAUACAUACUAACCAUGGCGGUAAAGGUAUUAUGUUUAACACCGAUAUGCAGACACUUUAGAUCCGUACUGCUACGUUGGGGAGCAACUCCAAUACCAGAGGAGCUGGCCAAGCUCGUUGUAAUCGAGGAUGGGGUAUGUGUACAACAUUUAGGAUUUGGGGGGCAGGAAUACGAUAUUCGCGAACCCGAAGAUGGCCACUACUAUGUGUGA
This is a messenger RNA of Hypoxylon trugodes, 2358 nucleotides long. RefSeq lists its product as uncharacterized. The coding region runs from base 1 to 2358 and encodes 785 amino acids. Lineage: Eukaryota; Fungi; Ascomycota; Sordariomycetes; Xylariales; Hypoxylaceae. The transcript is spliced from 5 exons. The record is from RefSeq and is a predicted model, not a curated record.